This is a messenger RNA of Athalia rosae (coleseed sawfly), 2421 nucleotides long. Its product is annotated as methylglutaconyl-CoA hydratase, mitochondrial. Gene Ontology annotation, molecular function: enoyl-CoA hydratase activity. The transcript has 3 exons. Gene Ontology annotation, biological process: fatty acid beta-oxidation. The record is from RefSeq and is a predicted model, not a curated record. Gene Ontology annotation, cellular component: mitochondrion. Lineage: Eukaryota; Metazoa; Arthropoda; Insecta; Hymenoptera; Athaliidae. The coding region runs from base 16 to 1089 and encodes 357 amino acids.
CAAAAGUAAAAGGCUAUGUCAGCGCCCCUACAGAAAUUGAUGGUAACGAUUGAAGUAAACAUACGAGGAGCGCCGAACGUCGAACGAAAUAUACGCAUUUCAAGUGGGAAUUUAGAACAGCGAACAACCUGUCACGUGAAGAAAAACUUUCGAAAUACCCGAAACGAAACUGACGAAAUCAUGGUCGCUCUAGUAUCCACUCUCAAGGCUGCACCAUCUCUUUAUAAUUUUACGGCAAUUGCCGUAAGGAAAUUAUCCACGAAUCUACAAUUAAAUCCGAAAGAUGAGUCCAGAGAAAUUGUCAUCAAAUAUCUUGACGGAAAGGACAAUGGCAUCGCUGUUCUUGGUCUCAAUCGACCCGAAAGCAAAAACGCAUUGGGUAAGAGUUUAGUUGCACAAUUUUAUGAAUCCCUCGCAACUAUCAAGGCGGACAACAACAUUAGAACAGUCAUUGUACGGAGUAUGGUGCCCAAGGUAUUUUGUGCUGGUGCUGAUCUCACAGAACGAGCCUCGAUGGAUCCUAAAGAGGUAACAGAAUUUGUUACUUCUUUAAGAAAGCUCAUGAAUACUGUCGAGUCCCUUCCAACACCUGUAAUAACUGCAAUUGAUGGAGUCGCCCUCGGAGGUGGCCUUGAGUUGGCAUUAGCCUCAGAUAUUAGAACCGCAGCAAGUGAGGCCAAGAUGGGACUUGUCGAAACCAAACUAGCAAUCAUCCCUGGAGCUGGAGGCACGCAAAGACUCCCUAGGAUAGUGGGACCUGCAAUAGCUAAGGAGCUUAUUUUCACUGGAAAAAUUCUUGAUGGAGAACAGGCUGGAAGGCUUGGAAUCGUCAACCAUGUUCUACCUCAAAAUAGGGAUGGAGACGCCGCUUAUCAAGCCGCCCUAUCGAUAGCAAGAGAAAUUUUGCCCAAUGGACCAAUCGGCGUCAGACUGGCCAAAGUAGCGAUAAGUCAGGGCGUUGAGGUUCCACUGGAAGAUGGAUUUGAAAUUGAGAAAAAAUGUUAUACUCAACUUCUGGAUACAGAAGAUCGUAUAGAAGGACUUGCUGCAUUUAAAGCCAAGCGCGUUCCUGUUUACAGAGGGAUUUAAUUCGAAGUGUUAUUUCACGCUGUUUAUAACAAGCUGUGGUUCACUGGUUCUUGAUAAUGGAAAUAGUUUUGAUCUGCAGUCUGGAAUACCAAUUAUUUCAAUAACAUAAGAAUGAUUACUGGUCUUCGUGAGUCAGAAAUUAGUAAUCACAAUGCAGAGAAGACAAUUAAGACGAAUUUAAUUGGGAGAAUAUUUAUUUGAAAAUAAUUUAUAACGACAGUGGUUUCUGACGCAAAAUCAAGAUGCAGACUGCAGCAGACAUCCUUCAUCGCCAUCCAUAUUCAUACCCCUGCUUGUUUGUCCAUCGAUUCAAAGUAAUUAUCUGAUCGUUGAGAUGUAAGUUAAAGCAUCACAUAAUUCAUAUCGAUAUGAAUGUCGUAAAAGUUGAGAUGAUCAAUGAGAUAUUCAAGGGAAAAAUGGGAGUAAAAUUACGAAAAGUUUUUAUACACGUAAAUGUUUUCUAUUUUUUACGAUUAAGUUUCGCAACAAAAAAAUUUGUAACAUAUUUUUAAGUUUUUAUAGAUCUCUUUACACGAUGUUAAACUUUUUAUCUGCUAUAUCUUUGUUAAUAUUGCAAUUUUCUCUGUACUUUUAUAUUGCAGCAGAAAUUAUUGUUAUCUCUUGUUUUGAAGUAUUUGUAUGAUAGAAAUCGAAUCGUCAGCAUCAGUGCUCGUGAUCAUGUCAGAUGCCUGUCUGCACAUUCACGUGAAUCAUUGAUGUUUUGAAAAUAUUCCGAUACGAGAUAAUAUUUGAUUUGAUUUGGUAGAAUUGCGGAUCCCAAUGAAGUAUCCAUCAAUAGAUUAAAUCCGUACUCGUAAUCUUUCAAAAUAAAUCACUUUCGAUUAUGAUGAUACUUCAUUUUAAUCAUUCGCGAUAUACGGAAUGAGCCAAAUUUCUAGUUGUUCCAUAUAAGUGUUUGUCAAGAUACUUAUAAUAAUAUGUGGAACUAAUAAUGAUACAAUAGUCGCUUUGUGAGCGAGGUGAAAAGAUUAAUAGACGUGAGUCUGAGCGACGUAUAACGCGUCGAUACGAAUGUGAAUAAUAACUGCGUACCUUUCAUUAUUUUUACAGCUUAUAGUUUAGGUUUUCAUAUUCAUAGUGGAAUAAGGGAAACGGGCAUUUUAUAAUACUGUAACUGUACACCCAUACGUUACCUACAUACAUAUACGAUUUUUAAACGCGCCGUACUAUUCGAGGCAAAGUAACUUUUUUAUUCCCAGAAGUAGUUUCGUUAUUCAGAGUUUUAAAUUUAUUUUUCGAGGAACGGAAUAAUACUGUAAAUAUACACUGUUUGAUAGCAUUAUGAUUUAAUAAAAUAAUUCUGAUAAUUAA